Messenger RNA from Trichophyton rubrum CBS 118892, 975 nucleotides. RefSeq lists its product as uncharacterized. Gene Ontology annotation, biological process: regulation of transcription by RNA polymerase II. Gene Ontology annotation, cellular component: core mediator complex; mediator complex. The transcript has 2 exons. The record is from RefSeq and is a predicted model, not a curated record. Lineage: Eukaryota; Fungi; Ascomycota; Eurotiomycetes; Onygenales; Arthrodermataceae. Gene Ontology annotation, molecular function: transcription coregulator activity. Bases 247 to 975 code for a protein of 242 amino acids.
GUACGCACUGCAAAGGCGACUAUUAUUAGCUAGUAUGAGCAGUGAUGCCAGUUUGAUGCGAUUUCUUUUCACGCCUAUGUCCUACACUCAAUUCACCUUGUUCUUCCGCUGUCUUCGUCUUCGUCUUCUGGUUCUUCAAUAUACACUCAUUACGUAAGCAUAUAACUAUCCAGCGACUUCACAGCUGGAGAAGAAACGAAACGCAGCGGAAGAGCGGCACAACACGAUGCAAGGCCGCGAGAUACCAUGAAUGCAGAGAUACUGGCGCCUCUCACCUCCUUGGAGGCCCGGCUGAACGCCCUACUUGCCUCCAUCACGUCGACUCCUACGGCAUCUGGAGCUCCGGCAGCAACAGUCUCUCUCCUCGAAGCGGACGACGCGCUCACCAGCGCGCUGCAGACUCUGAGAACCCACCAGGAAAACUACUCGAGGAUCCUUCGGCUGCGUGCUGAAGCCCUCAGCCUGGAGGAGCGGGUGCGGGAGACCGUUCGGCAGGUCGGGGAGCUAGGAGACGAGAUCUCUGCGGCGGCGGGAGAAGACGACGACUCGGACGAAGACAGCGACGAUGAGGCCGGGAGUGAUAUUGAAAUGAGCGGGAAGGGCAAAGAUGGGACACGGAAGAAUGAAGUGGACUACAGAUUGCUACUUGGAUUUGCUAGACGGAUAAGCAAGUACAACAACGAAGCUGCUGCUGAUGCCUCCAGCGCAAGGGUACUGUCAAAGGAGAAGCCACCGGGCGGUGACACGGCAGCAGAGACAAAUGGCGAGGUAGCAAAGGAAGACGGAAUAGCUGCAGGCCAUGGGCAGACAACCAGUGUUGGUAUUGCUGCCUUGCCUCAGGACACCGUCUCCUGGCUGGAUGAGACCGCCAACUGGACACGGCUCAUGUCUGCACUCCCCCAUACCACAGAACCACCAAAGGUCAAGCCGAAGCUCGACCUCGAUCUCUAUGACCCGGACGACGACGACAUGUGA